Molecule: messenger RNA, 2412 nt
Organism: Neogale vison (American mink)
Lineage: Eukaryota; Metazoa; Chordata; Mammalia; Carnivora; Mustelidae
Product: basic proline-rich protein-like
Exons: 11
Coding region: 1-2412 (803 amino acids)
Source: RefSeq, a predicted model, not a curated record
AUGUCUGGAGUGGCCUUCUUGGAAAGCUAUCACCACUACUGGCGGUCCAGCCUCCGGUGGACCCCAGCCGCCGCCUGCAGCUUCCAGCCGCCGCCUGAGGCCCCGCCUCCAGCGGCCCCGAACCGCCGCCCGCAGCCGCCAGCCUCCGGCAGCUCCGAGCCACCGCUUGUAGCUUCCAGCCGCCGACGGCCGCACCGCCUCCGGCGGCCCCAAGCCCCUGCCUGCAGCUUCAAGCCGCCUGACGCCCCGCCUCCGGUGGACCAACCUCCCGCGGCCCGAGCCGACGCCUGCAGCCUGCAGCCUCCGGCGGCCCUGCCUUCAGCAGCCCCGCAAGCUGCCGAGACCCCAGGGGUCCAGCGGUCAGCGGUCCCAACGCCUACAGCCCCUGGACACCAGCGGUCCAGCGGUCGGCCGUCCCUACGCCUACAGCCCCUAGACGCCAGCAGUCCUGAGCCUCCGGCGGCGGCGGACAGCAGGAGAGUCAACGGUGAAGAGAAGAGCUGUAACAGCUCUUCCUCCGGCGGACGCCAGCCGCCGCCCGCAGCUUCCAGCCGCCGCCUGAGGCCCCGCCUCCAGCGGCCCCGAACCGCCGCCCGCAGCUUCCAGCCGCCGCCUGAGGCCCCGCCUCCAGCGGCCCCGAACCGCCGCCCGCAGCCUCCAGCCUCCGGCAGCUCCGAGCCACCGCUUGUAGCUUCCAGCCGCCGACGGCCGAACCGCCUCCGGCGGCCCCAAGCCGCUGCCUGCAGCUUCAAGCCGCCUGACGCCCCGCCUCCGGUGGACCCGCCUCCCGCGGCCCGAGCCGCCGCCUGCACAGCCCCGCAAGCUGCCGAGACCCCAGAGGUCCAGCGGUCAGCGGUCCCAACGCCUACAGCCCCUGGACACCAGCGGUCCAGCGGUCGGCCGUCCCUACGCCUACAGCCCCUAGACGCCAGCCGUCCUGAGGCGCAAGCAGCCCGGAGAUGCCAACGGCUCCUAGACACCAGCAGCCUCGCCGCAAAGUGCCUCGCCACGGCGAACCACACGUGGCCUAACCGCAGUGGUGGCUUCCUCCGGAGCUAUCACCACUACUGGCGGUCCAGCCUCCGGCGGACCCCAGCCGCCGCCCGCAGCUUCCAGCCGCCGCCUGAGGCCCCGCCUCCAGCGGCCCCGAACCGCCGCCCGCAGCCUCCAGCCUCCGGCAGCUCCGAGCUACCGCUUGUAGCUUCCAGCCGCCGCCGGCCGCCCCGCCUCCGGCGGCCCCAAGCCGCUGCCUGCAGCUUCAAGCUGCCUGACGCCCCGCCUCCGGUGGACCCGCCUCCCGCGCCUCCGGCGGCGGCGGCGGCGGCAGCGGACAGCAGGAGAGUCAACGGUGAAGAGAAGAGCUGUAACAGCUCUUCCUCCGGCGGACGCCAGCCGCCGCCCGCAGCUUCCAGCCGCCGCCUGAGGCCCCGCCUCCAGCGGCCCCGAACCGCCGCCCGCAGCUUCCAGCCGCCGCCUGAGGCCCCGCCUCCAGCGGCCCCGAACCGCCGCCCGCAGCCUCCAGCCUCCGGCAGCUCCGAGCCACCGCUUGUAGCUUCCAGCCGCCGACGGCCGAACCGCCUCCGGCGGCCCCAAGCCGCUGCCUGCAGCUUCAAGCCGCCUGACGCCCCGCCUCCGGUGGACCCGCCUCCCGCGGCCCGAGCCGCCGCCUGCACCUCCGGCGGACGCCAGCCGCCGCCCGCAGCUUCCAGCCGCCGCCUGAGGCCCCGCCUCCAGCGGCCCCGAACCGCCGCCCGCAGCUUCCAGCCGCCGCCUGAGGCCCCGCCUCCAGCGGCCCCGAACCGCCGCCCGCAGCCUCCAGCCUCCGGCAGCUCCGAGCCACCGCUUGUAGCUUCCAGCCGCCGACGGCCGAACCGCCUCCGGCGGCCCCAAGCCGCUGCCUGCAGCUUCAAGCCGCCUGACGCCCCGCCUCCGGUGGACCCGCCUCCCGCGGCCCGAGCCGCCGCCUGCAGCCUCCUCCGGCGGACCCCAGCCGCCGCCCGCAGCUUCCAGCCGCCGCCUGAGGCCCCGCCUCCAGCGGCCCCGAACCGCCACCCGCAGCCUCCGGCCUCCGGCAGCUCCGAGCCACCGCUUGUAGCUUCCAGCCGCCGACGGCCGCACCGCCUCCGGCGGCCCCAAGCCGCUGCCUGCAGCUUCAAGCCGCCUGACGCCCCGCCUCCGGUGGACCCGCCUCCCGCGGCUCCGGCGGCGGAGAGCAGGGCAGUCACGGUGCCUGGAAGAGCUGUAACAGCUCUUGUAAGAGUUAUAACCGCGUCUGGUGGUCCAGCCUUUGGCGGCCCCGACUCGCCGGCCGCAGCCUCCAGCCUCCUGCUGUCCAGUGCCGCCGCCCGCCAGAAGCAGUCGAUAGUGAACCGUUUAGCACCACGUCCCCACGAAUGUGCAUUGCACGUGUGA